Molecule: messenger RNA, 2892 nt
Organism: Poecilia latipinna (sailfin molly)
Lineage: Eukaryota; Metazoa; Chordata; Actinopteri; Cyprinodontiformes; Poeciliidae
Product: growth hormone-releasing hormone receptor-like
Biological process (GO): positive regulation of cell population proliferation; adenylate cyclase-activating G protein-coupled receptor signaling pathway; cell surface receptor signaling pathway
Cellular component (GO): plasma membrane
Molecular function (GO): growth factor binding; growth hormone-releasing hormone receptor activity; peptide hormone binding
Source: RefSeq, a predicted model, not a curated record
GUGAAAGGAGUUCUUCAUCUUCACGACGUCCCGCACUUUGUGCCUAAGGCUUUUAUUGUGGAAAUGAGUGAACUAUCACCUGGAGAGAGCGCGGCGCGGCGCGGCUCAGCAUCCCAUCCAGCUGGAGUGAGUCUCAGGAAAGCCUGCGUUUGGACUGUUGGAGGAGGAGCAGACGACAUGUUCCGUCCCGAUACCAGAGGGAUCUUUCUUUCUCUGUGUCUUACUCGAGUGGCUUUGUCCCUUUUGCACCCGGAGUGUGAGUUCUACUUUCAGCUGGAGAAAGAGGAGCGGCUCUGCCUGCAGUACAUCGCCGAGCAGGAAAACAGAAGCACGGAAGGUUGCAGACCGUUAUGGGAUGAAGUUGUCUGCUGGCCUCACGCUGUUACCGGUGAAACUGUGCAAAGAGGUUGUCCUGCAGUCUUUUCUCUGUUCAGAAACAUCACAGGGUCGGUGAGCCGAAACUGCACGAGCCGCGGCUGGUCAAAACCUUUUCCAGCGUACCACAUCGCCUGCACUGUGGAUGAUGACAUUCCCGAGACGGAGCAGUCGUACUUUGCCACCGUGAAGCUGAUAUACACCAUCGGCUACAGCAUCUCUCUGGGUGUGCUGGCUGUGGCUGUCUUCAUUCUGCUGAUGUUCAGGAGGCUGAGAUGUGCCAGGAACUUCAUUCACAUCCAGCUCUUCCUCUCCUUUAUCCUGAAAUCUGCAGCCGUGUUCAUAAAGGACGCAAAUUUGUUUCCAACUUAUGACACCAACCACUGCACCUUGUCCACGUUUGCUUGCAAGGCUUCUGUGGUUUUCUGCCACUACUGUAUGAUUACUAAUUUCUUUUGGCUCCUGGUAGAGGCGCUCUACCUCAACUCCCUGCUGCUCUCAUCUUUCUACCACAGCCGCCGCUGCCUUUGGGGCCUCAGCAUUCUGGGAUGGGGUGUGCCUGUUGUCUUUAUACUUCUGUGGAUUGGAUCCAGGGUUUACUUUGAGGACACAGAAUGUUGGGACAACACCAAGGACUCUCCUUACUGGUGGAUCAUUCAGGGACCAAUUGUUGUCUCUAUAGCGGUCAAUUUUAUGCUUUUCGUGAACAUCAUCAGAAUCCUCAUACAGAAGCUAAAUCCUCGGCUGAUCCAGUUCAAUAACUCCUCUCAAUACAGGCGCCUGGCCAAGUCCACCCUCCUCCUCAUCCCUCUGUUUGGAACCCAUUACAUGUUCUCCAGCUUUCUGCCUGACUACUUAAACAACCUGCGCUUCUACAUCGAGCUCUGCCUGGGAUCUUUUCAGGGACUUCUUGUUGCCGUCCUCUAUUGCUUUCUCAAUCAAGAGGUGCAGAAAGAGGUCCACAUGCAGUGGCUGAGGUGGCAGGAGAGGAGCUACGGCGUGGUGUCACCCGCGGCAAAGGGGAGCCAGAUGGACACUCCCUUCUGAUAUCUCUCUGGGGUGAUAGCCGAAUGCUCAAAUAGGACUGUUUCUGUGCAUAUUGUGUCUGUCUAAUAAGCUGUAGCGCACGCACAGUGAUUGUUUUUGAUUCCUCAGCGAGCUUUUUCACGUUUGUCCAAACCGCGGGACAGACUGUCGUACCGACUGCCAGAUUCUCUCUGUUCUUCAGGCAAAAACAGAGAGAAUCUGAAGUCAACUAAGAUUGCAACACAAUGCUCACGUCUCACACAACAGUUCUUGGAUACGUCUCCCUGACUGCACACUAAUCCCAUGAAAAGAGCAGCGUUCUGCCUUAGAGGCAUCGCUCGUUAAAUUAGUGACUCAUAAUAAUUUCAUCAAGCUGAGAGAUCGGCCUAACAAUUAUAGAGCCGUCAUUUAGAAAAUGAAACGUUAAUAGGGGGUUUAUUUUUAAUCAAGAAAACAAUGUUUCCUAAUUUACAUUUUAACGUAAACAUGGUGUUGACUGGCCUGUUCAAAUCAGUGUCAGCUUUCGAUUUUGGUGAGAAAGCGUUGUAUGUGCAUUAAAAAAAUACCUAUGUUUGAACAUUUUAUGUUGUUUUUACUCUUAUGCUCCUUGCUUGCUGUGAGUCACACCGAGUCCACGAAGAUUGAGGCACGAGUUACCUCAAGACUUCUUCUGCUUUCUUCAGCUGGAUUUGGGUUUUCCCAGGGUGCUAUUCAUACCAGAAACGCCAUCGAUCAAAGUUUUUUUUGUUCAUUUUUCAUUUGUGUUUGUAUCCUAAUUCCCACCUCUGUUUGGUUUUUACUUUGAGGUGUAGUUAUGCUUUCUUACUCUCUUUUAUUUAUUUAUUUAUUUAUUUAUUUACUUGUAUUAAACUCAGUUUCUACUACUAACUCGCAUUCAGCAUUGUGUUUGUUGUUGUAAAAAAUCUGUAAAAGUGGAUUUUAAUGAUAUGAUACAAUAAAUAAGCCUGUUUUUUGGGGGGUUUUUUUGCUUUUUUUUGUCAAUCAAAUCACUUGUGCAAAAUUUGCCUGCAUAAAGGCCAGAUCUUGACCCUACAGGUCUGCACUUUUUGUGAUCUUUGAGUCACAGUGAAGAUCAGAGUCAUGUAAGAGCAUUGUUUGGCCUUAAACUGAAUGUAAAACCUGUCAUAGUUUGUGCCAGUUGUUACUGAGUCUCCAUAAUAGAUUUUGAUGUUGCUGCCUUGUCUUGUCACCACUCUGUAUUUCCUGUGAGUUCAAGCAUAGACUUUUGUCCUCGGUAGCCUCUUUUAGGGAAGACGGUAACUUUCAGCUGGCAGCUCUAGGAAUGUUGAAACACUGAGAAUUAAUGUCUCACUGUUACUAACUGUGAUUUAAGUGAUGGGUGACUUUUAAGGACAAAAGCGGGGAUUUCUUAACGUUCUCACUCAGAAAGUUAGUGUGGAACAGUGUUUGGAAUUGUUUUUGUUUGCGUCACAUGAAUAAACGUAAUAAUAAAUCAGCUUUUUAAAACCA